CUUUGUUUACACGAUUAACUGUCAAAUUAUAUCAACAUUUUGUCAUUUACAAAAUUUAUGUGCCUGUAAAAGGAAAAUCGAAUUAAUACGCAACCGUAUUAAAAUGUAAUAUGUUUCAGUAUAAACAGAAUGCCCAAAUCAGAAUCGCCGCAACGUUGCGAAGAAUCAUGUCCUGGAGCAUUAGCAAGUGAUUGGAGUAUUAACGAAUUUAACCGAAAUGCAAGUAAUUGUUCUAUUUGCGAUUUAGAAUGUCCCAAAUCCAAAUCGCAAGUACCAAAUAAUUUUAAUAGCUCUUUAUCGAAAACAGACGAAAGCAAAAAAAAGUGGAUUGUGUGCUUCAGAGGAGUUUUUUCAAAAAAUAAAUCCAAUAUUACGCCCGGCGAGCCAACUCCUUUUUUUAAAGAAUCCACAAUUGAGUCGCAGUCUAACCAAGCAGAGGGCAGUGGUUCCGAUUGCAGCUGUUGUAAUUGCAAAGAUAACCAAGCGCAAGAAGACGGAAAAAACGUAUCGAACUAUCCAGACAAACGAAGCCAACCGUUACUUCAACCAGUUUUAACUACUUUCGAAGAUAUAACAACACCAAACACACUUCCAACUACUUCUAAAUCUAUAGGACAAUCCCAAUCUAAAGGCCCAAUAUUUCCUCCAGUUCUAUCUACUGUCCAACCGUGUGUAGUCGAUUCAAUUUUUUCAUUCAAAUGCCCGAAAAAUUUUGUUUUGUCACCAAAAGUGUCUCCGAAAUCUGCACCUACAACUACAAAUAAAGAUAAUUCUCCGACUCCUCAAAGAUUGUCUAAUUUUUCAAUGACUCAAUCGAGAAGAUCUGUCAAAAAUGAAACAUCUGUACCUCUUAAAACUUCCGUUUUCUCGAUCCGCUCCAAUGAUUGUUCAAAAUUACUUAACCCUCCGAUAUGUUCAAACAAAUGUUUAGAAAUACAACCAACGCUACCAAUGAUUUCAGAAGUAUUUUUCGAAGAAAUAAAUACUACAUCUGCUAAUACGUCUACCGUUCCAAAAGAACUACCCAUUGAACUUAAGGAAGGCACAGAAGAACAACUGGAAGAACCAAUAGAAGACCCAGUAGAAGAACUGGAAGAACCAGUAGAAGACCCAGUAGAAGAACCAGUAGAAGAACCAGCAGAAAAAUCAUUAGAAGAACCAGUUGAAGAAUCAGUAGAAGUACUAGUAGAAGAGCCUGUGGAAGAACCACUAGAUGACAUGAAUGAUUCAAAUCAUCCUCAAACUGAAAUUGACGCGAAUGAAGAUCCCACAGAAAAUACUGAACCAAUCGUUCCCGUAGAGUCUACUAAACUUUCCAGUAAUGAAUCAAACUGCAGCUGUUGUUUCUGUAAUGAUACCCCAACAAUUUGUCCUUCUGAAAGUCCGACAUAUCCUAUAUUUUCUUCGGAAUCUACCGAAGCUAAACAAAUAUCGAGCAGCGCUUGUAAAUGUUCUUCAACAAGUUCCAACGUAUCUGCUCUCGAUGAAUCAGACAUUCCUAUUUUCGUUUGUGCCACAGACUGUACAACGCCUUGCUCCAAAAAUCCUCAAUCGAAAUCUACAAAUUCUCAAAACUAUUCCAAAAAAAUCGAUAAAAAUGACCCGACAUGUAAUUGUGUGAAUGAUAAAAAUGUACUAAGAGAUACUAGACCGUCAAUUAAACGCUCAACUUUCCUCAAUUGUCGUGCAAGUGGCAUCAAUACCCCAAAAUCGAAGCCAAUACAAUCCGGAUCAUUUCUUAUAUGCCCAAAGUUGGCUCCAUUGUUCGUUAAAUCUGUUUGUCGAUCACCUCAUCAUAUUUCCAUGCUACGAUCAAAAUUAUGUUUAAAUUACAAGAACCAAAAUAUCUCUCCUGUUUGUUCUCUUAAAUCGUCAGAAGAAAAGCCAUGUUAUUUCUAUUUAUCACAAUCUUCCAAGGCCAAGUAUUCAGGAGAUUCUCCUCAAAAAGUUUGUAGCUCUAAAAGAUCUCCUAAUAAUGCACGAAAAAUCUGCCGCAAUAAACAGAAUCUUCCGAAAGAAUUACCUAUCAAAACAAAAUGUAUAUCUUCUAAAUCUUCAACACCUCUCAAACCUAAAUCUACAGAUUUAUCAUCCAAAUGUACAGCUAGGUGUUCGAAGAAAUAUCAUACAGUAUCUUCAAAAGAUAAGAUGGAUUCCUCGAAACUUGGGCAAGAACAAUCAAAUAGUCCUAAACCAAGCUCAAAAUCGAAAUGUUGUUGCUCUAACAAAUCAACUGAGAAGAGGGAAACUAUGGAUAACAAACAAAUUCCUUCAUGUUGGUCGAAUCGAUUUCAACAACCUGAUAAGGUUCUAGAAAAUAAUCAGAAUACAUCGAAUUCUUUAUUUGGAAAAUACAAAUGCACCAUUUGCCGAAAACCUAUUAUCGAUUGUAAAUGUAAACCUAAUAUAUCCGAUGAAGAGGAAAGCUCUAGCAGUUCAGAUCAAAAGCAAAUCUCCCCCAAAUGCUCAAUUUGCAACGAACCUGUACAAGAAUGUAAAUGUAAUGAAGACGCCGUAUUACCCUCGUGGAACGAUAAACCGAAAUAUUUAUGUCCCGUUUGUAAUAAACCGAUUGAAGAAUGUACCUGUCAUCAAAGCGACACCGAUGAAUCUAGUGAAGAUAGUAUUGACGAAAAUUCACAAGCUAAUUUAAAUGAGUGUUUCGGUAAAUGCGCCACAUAUACACAAUCGAGGACACCACAAACUUUCCCGGGUGACAAUAAUAAAACUUGUAUGUGCAAAUCACAAAACGACCAAUUCGAUGAACAAAUUAAUUGCGAUUGUAAAACUUGUCGCGAACAGUUGCAAAAAUAUCGAAAAAAAUCGGUUUGUCCAAAACAGGGUCCAGCUAAAUGUAUCGAUUGCAAAAAACUACUUCAAGAAUGUACCUGCAAACCGACUUCAUUCGAACCGCCAAUUUACACAAAGUAUAAGUGUUCGGAAUGUAAUCAACCAAUUCCAGAAUGUAAUUGUGAAACAGAUUCACCAGAAAAAGUACCUACGUACCAAAAAAUAUCGAAUAAAGCACAAAAAUAUUGUAAUUGCCUAGAAAAAGAGCAAGAAGAUAAUCCUUUCUCUAAAAAUCUACUUAUUGAUGCAUUACAAGAAUGUGUGUGUGAUAGUAAGAAUGCUGAACAAUCGAAUCAAUGCCCAAAAGCGAAUGGAAGAGAAACGAUGUCUUAUUCUUCAAAAAACGACAAUCAAUCAGUUGUAAAACAAAAAUAUAGAUGUUUGUGCUGUAAGAAACCGAUACAAGAUUGUACAUGUACCUCGUUUGGAUUUGAAAAUAGUUCUAAUAACAUGGCUGAAUCAGAAAUAGGAAAUCAGAUUUGUUCAAAAUGCGUCGAUAAAAAUUAUUCCGACACAAAUAACAAAUCUUAUUCAAAACCAGCGUUCACGAAAUACAAAUGCACAAAUUGUAACGUACCAUUGUUGGAAUGUAAAUGCUCUUUAAGCGAUAUUCCAAGUGCAGUUUUGGAAAAUAAUAAUAAAUGUCAAGAAGAUGGGGCUUCUGAUGAAAAUAACGAAUCAAAACUUUACGUAUGUUCCAAAUGCAAUAGAUCAAUUCAAUAUUGUGUAUGCAAUAAUAAUAAAAACCGAGAAUAUCCAAAGAUGAAUAAUGUUUCCAAAUACAAAUGUUCGGAAUGUAAUAGACCUCUUGAAGAAUGUAAAUGUAAAGCAGAAAAUAACGAAAGCGUAAGUGAUCUGGAUUGUGGAAAUUACAACGAAUCUAAACAAUUAGAAACAAAACCAAACUACGUAUGUUGUUAUUGCAAACGACCUAUCGAAAAGUGUGUAUGCCAAUUUAAAAAAGACUCAGAUUAUAAACAAUCGGUACCAAAAUGUAGUUGUCAACGAGAUACAGAAGAUGUACAAAAUUAUUCAAAUUGUUUAUCCAAUAUGGAAAAAGGAAACUCUAAAUUUAAAACCAAAAACUUAAAAUGUUGUAAAUGUAAACAACCUGUAGACGAAUGUAUUUGUAAUACGAACGAUUAUUCAACUAACCAAUCCAGACAACCAAAUAUUAAUAAAUUAUGUUCAAAGUACAACAAUAAAUCCAAUAGAUAUGGAAACGAAAACGUUUCGCUUUCUUACCAACCUCGUAUGAAUGAUACAGGAAAUGAUCGAAAUCGUGCGGUUACAGAAUCGUCUAGAUUUUCGAAACUUUGUACAUACAACAAUAAUCCUCCAAAAAAGACAAAUAGGAAUUGUAGAGAUAUUCCGCAGUUUCCUCAUCCGAGCUUAUUAACUGAACCAUGUCCCGAUAGCUGCGACAGCAAAGGUGCUUCAUCUUACUGCCCGCUUAAAAACGAAUGUAAUGCCAUGAACUUUUCUAAAAAAAAGAUAUUUGAACCUUCAAAACCUGUAACUUCUCCAGAAGACGAGUUUUCAGAUUGUCCUCCACUUUUUCUGAAAGUAUGUCCAGUAUCUAAAGUCGGUCCGAGACGUUCUGCAAGUCGGAUUAAAAAAUUUCCGAGCAAAGUAAAGAAUUGUAUAACUCCUAAAGCUUCUUCGAAGAAAUCUUCUAGACGUCGUUCUCCUCCUAGUUGUUCGAGAAACAGUCGCGAUAAUCAGAAUAUGUUUAAAGAAAAAGAUUUGUAUCAAAGGAAGAGCUGCAAAGUAUGUAAUCAAUCUUCAGAGAAUCGAACAGUUGAACACAGUGUUAUACAUAAAAUUAGACAUUUUAACUCGCUAUUAAAUAAUAAAGAUUGUAAAUUCAACUGACUUUUGACAUUUAUUAAAUAGAUUUGAAAAUCGGCUUAACUAAAUGUGGUUAUAAGGAUAUUUUCGAUGAUGUACUUAUUGGAUUUCUGUAGCCAUUUCCCAAUUAUUAAUACUCCAAAUUUUCCUGGUUACAAAAUAUAUAUCACAUUUUUGUUAAUAUUGUUUUUAUUUAGUAUAUAUUAUCAGACUUC
Diorhabda carinulata is the source of this 4916-nucleotide messenger RNA. RefSeq lists its product as uncharacterized. NCBI's taxonomy places the organism in Eukaryota, Metazoa, Arthropoda, Insecta, Coleoptera, Chrysomelidae. Bases 130 to 4725 code for a protein of 1531 amino acids. The record is from RefSeq and is a predicted model, not a curated record. The transcript has 5 exons.